AUGAUGAGCAGCAGGCUGAGCGGCCCCGGCACGAUCGCACCGGCGAGCGACGUCGUCGACUUCGGCUACGCUUCCAUGCACUCCUCCUCAUACACCAACUUCGAGCCCGCCCAACCGCUGUACCAGCACCACCUGUAUGACAACAGCUUCGACUUCGCCGCCAACAAUGCCUUCCAAUUCCACCAAGACCCCUUCACUCUCUUCUCCACCGGUUCGCCGCUCAUCAACCAGCUUCACCAGCCCUUCGCGCAGCAGAUCACCAUGCCGCCGAUCGCACCGUCGUCGCUGCUCCAGGCGCCAACGACAAUGACGGCGCUGCCGCGCGUGCCGUCGUCGGAAGACGCGUACAAUCCCUUCAGCGGCGGGUUACUGAAGCGUGAGGACGGCGACCCAUUCUUUUCCGACGCCGGCGGUGGCGGGAGGAUUGGGCUGAACCUGGGCCGGCGGACCUACUUCUCUCCGGCGGACGUGCUAGCGGUGGACCGCCUGCUGAUGCGCUCCCGCCUCGGCGGCAUGGGCGUGCUGGGGCUUGGGCUCGGCGCCGCCCACCACCCGCCACCGCGGUGCCAGGCCGAGGGUUGCAAGGCCGACCUCUCAGCCGCCAAGCACUACCACCGCCGCCACAAGGUCUGCGAGUACCACGCCAAGGCAGCCACGGUCGCCGCCUCCGGCAAGCAGCAGCGCUUCUGCCAGCAGUGCAGCCGGUUUCAUGUGCUUGCUGAGUUUGAUGAAGCCAAGAGGAGCUGCCGAAAGCGGCUCACGGAGCACAACCGCCGUCGCAGGAAGCCCUCCGGCGAGAAGGGCAACGACGCGCCGCCGCCUACCAAGAAGCCAGACAUCAGCUCAUACAGCGGCGACGAUCACAGGACAAAUAAGUCGUCGACCACGGUGGUCGCCGUCUCGCCGACGGCCAGCGGCUUCAGCUGCCUGCAGCAGCAGACCGAGCUCGACAACGGCGGCCAGUCGAACAUCGCCGCAACGAUGACGGCGCCGACGACCCUGUCCCUGGCCGCGGAGCGACCCCACGGCAGGGACUGCUACGGCGCCGGCCUGGACACCAUGCUGCUGCACCAGCAAGGUCGCGACGAGGAGGAGCAGGGAUUCAUGAUGACCCCGCUCGUGCAGUCGCAUCGGCAGCGGCAGCGAGACAGCGGCAACAUCUUGUCGUGCUCGACGUCGGCGUCGGAUCAGCGUCACCGGAACGACGGCGACAGCUGCUGCAACGGCAACAGCAUGCAGCAUUUCUUCGAGGUGGACUUCAUGUAG
Messenger RNA from Lolium rigidum, 1266 nucleotides. Its product is annotated as squamosa promoter-binding-like protein 5. The record is from RefSeq and is a predicted model, not a curated record. Gene Ontology annotation, molecular function: DNA binding. The transcript is spliced from 3 exons. Gene Ontology annotation, cellular component: nucleus. NCBI's taxonomy places the organism in Eukaryota, Viridiplantae, Streptophyta, Magnoliopsida, Poales, Poaceae. The coding region runs from base 1 to 1266 and encodes 421 amino acids.